Molecule: messenger RNA, 2892 nt
Organism: Purpureocillium takamizusanense
Lineage: Eukaryota; Fungi; Ascomycota; Sordariomycetes; Hypocreales; Ophiocordycipitaceae
Exons: 1
Coding region: 52-2127 (691 amino acids)
Biological process (GO): base-excision repair; mismatch repair
Cellular component (GO): nucleus
Molecular function (GO): 8-oxo-7,8-dihydroguanine DNA N-glycosylase activity; adenine/guanine mispair binding; oxidized purine DNA binding
Source: RefSeq, a predicted model, not a curated record
CCAGCAGCCGCCCGCCCAUCCUCCCUCGGCGUCAUCAUAGCGCCCAGUCUGAUGGCACAGAGGUCAUCCAGGGCGUCGUCGACGGGCAGAGCCGCGGGCUCCAGCCGCCGCGGCAGCAAAGGGACCGCGUCGCGCAGCAAAACGCGUCGCGGCGUCCAUCAUCCUCCGACCACCACCGCCACCACCACUACAUCCACGACCGCGAGCGACGACAACGAUGGCUACAAAGACGAUGACGGCGAAUAUAGAGACAAUGGCAAGUCGACCCCGAGCCCCCGGCCGGCCAAGAGACGCAAAGUCGCGUCGUCGUCCAACGGCGCCGCCGCCGACCUCCACCGCCGCCUCUUCGCCCGAGACGUUCCCGUGACUGUCCCCGACGCCUGCCUGCCGCCCGCCCGCCGCCACUCGCUCGACUAUCACAAGCCGCUGCUCCUUAGCGCGGACCACGGCCUGCAGGGGCGGUCCUCUCUGCUGUCGUGGUUCGACUCGGUCAGCGCGACGCGCGCCAUGCCCUGGCGCAAGCCGUGGAUCAACCCUCGCCUGCCCAACAACGACGACGAUGACGACAACGCGGCCGCCGCCCAGCAGCAGCAGCAGCUCCGCGCCCGGCUCGAGCGCCGCGCCUACGAGGUCUGGAUCAGCGAAAUCAUGCUCCAGCAGACCCGCGUCGCCGUCGUCAUCGACUACUGGAACCGCUGGACGGCGCGCUGGCCGACCAUCCACGACCUCGCGCGCGCCUCGCCCGACGACGUGCUCGCCGCCUGGCGCGGGCUGGGCUACUACAGCCGCGCGACGCGCAUCCACGAGGCGGCGAGGCUGGCCGUCGCGGACCCGCGCAUGCGCGGCCUGCUACCCUCGUCGGCCGCCGAGCUCCAAGCCCGCGUCCCGGGAGUCGGGCGCUACACGGCGGGCGCCAUCUCGAGCAUCGUCUUUGGCCGCCCCGAGCCCAUGGUCGACGGCAACGUGCUGCGCGUGCUGAGUCGCCAGCUGGGCGUGCACGCAAACGUCAAGACGGACCGCGCCGUCGUCGACGCCAUAUGGGUCGCCGCCGACGCGCUCGUCAAGGCCGUCGCGGAGGACAACGACGACGACGGCGAUGCGGACGAGAUAAUACUCGACGGCGAGGGCGCGCGCGUGAAUGACAGACCGGGCCGUUGGGGCCAGGCCCUCAUGGAGCUAGGAAGCACCGUCUGCACGCCCAAGCCCGACUGCGCGGCGUGUCCGAUCACGACGACGUGCCGCGCCUACGCCGAGGGCAUGGCCCUGGCCGACAACAUGAAGGAGACAUCCUCGUCUCCACGAGAUGCCGUCGUCGCCGACAUCGAGGAUGCCUGUACGCUAUGCAAGCCAAUGGAAGAGGACGAAGGCGGCGAUGUCGUCGAAACCAAGCCGCAGCAGCCCGCCGCCGCCGCAAGGAAGCAGCAGAGCGGCGGCGCGAAGCAGCUCUCCCUCGCCGACUUUGCCUUCAAAGUACCCGGCGGCGCCGUCCCGAAACCCGAGUCUCCCCGGACACAGACACAGGCCGCAAGUCGCCGCCGCGCCGCGGCCGUGCAAGCGGCCGCGGAGCACGCGCGCAAGUUCCCCCUCAAGGUGGCCAAGAAGGCGGUGCGCGAGGAGCAGACGCUCGUGUGCGCCAUCCGCCGCCCCGACGGGUCAUACCUGCUCGAGCGGCGACCCGAAAAGGGCCUCCUCGCCGGCCUAUGGGAGUUUCCGAGCCUCAUCCUGGACGACGGCAACAGCAACGACGACGACGAUAAUAACAACGGCGGCGGCGGCGGCGGCGGUCCGCAUGGUGCGCGACGCAGGACCGAGCUGGCCGAGGCGCACGCGGCCAAGAUGCUCUCCAAGACGAUGACGACGACGACGAGGAGCUCCGCGAGCCGAGGAAAAAACCAGCUCCGGCAUCUCGGCGAGCUGGGCAGCGUGCCCUGGCUGUUUUCGCAUCUGCGCCUGACGAUGCACGUGCACCUCUUCGCCGCCCCAGAGGGUGCCGACUACAACAACAACAACAAGGUCGCCGGCGGCAAGUCGAGACCGCUGCGUUGGAGCGACGACGUUGACGGCGAGAGCAUGGGUACGGGCAUGCACAAGUGCUGGGCGCUGGUCAAGGGAGCGGCAGAAGGAUGAUGAUGAUGUAUGAGGCGACAGGCGACAGAUGGAUGAGCGGUAUACAACGACGGGCGGAUGGAAAGGGACGACGGCGGCGAGCGUUCCUACUGCCUUUGAGUAGUGACUGGCCUUGGCUGCCGACCAUGGCAGACCGGGCCGUCAAGUCGUAUGAGCGGCUGGCUCUCGCUGUGAUGCCCGCGUGCAGUGUAUCCCGCGACUGUCGUCCUUGCUACCAGGUUCAACGCCGGCAGAGUUGGCCUGCCGUUGCGAGGCGCAGGAUCGGAUCCGAUCAUGGCAUCAACAACAAUGUGGCAAGCAGGGUGAUGAGCUCCUUUGUGCCGCAGAAGCUUGUUUCAAUAGUCGCGCCGCCGGCGCCGCCAGUGACAGACAGUCCGUCACCCGAUGACACAUGUCACUCAUACGUUCGCAAACAUGCAGACUAGACUGCCUUGGUAGUCGUGUAGCUCCGAGCCGUCAUCCAAGGCAUGCUCCCGCCAGCCAGGGCAGACGGUGAUGGGACGGCGUUCGCGCAUGUGGACAGGCCUCAUCUCCGGCGUACUAACAUACUGUACGAGUGCAUGGCGCAGAUCUGGCGAUGAAGCAUUCGUUCGAAAAAACGUUCUAGAACAGGGCGGCCUGUCGAGCAGCAGCACGCACAGGGGUGGGUGACAUUGGCGGAGGAGCUGUUCAUGCAUCCCGCGCAGAUCACGAUAUGCAAAUCACAUCACCCAGGGCCAGGGGCACCGCGCGGUGGGCGGCGACUGCUAGCUAUUUCCUUUUUAC